Molecule: messenger RNA, 1501 nt
Organism: Larimichthys crocea (large yellow croaker)
Lineage: Eukaryota; Metazoa; Chordata; Actinopteri; Sciaenidae
Gene: ube2g1b
Product: ubiquitin-conjugating enzyme E2G 1b (UBC7 homolog, yeast)
Exons: 6
Coding region: 370-879 (169 amino acids)
Source: RefSeq, a predicted model, not a curated record
AAACUUUCUCAGCUGUAUGAGGAAAACAUAUUAAUUAAUAUAGCAAACUUAACAGUCCUCAUAUUCAUAACUCUAACUGUAACUUCUGUUUAAGUCAUUUAUCUUAAAAAGAGGGUGUACACAGCCUGGUCGCGUGGUGUGCCUGACAUAUUUAAAUGAGGGCAGAGUGAACUCGGACCUUUGGUCUUCUUGUUUGACUCGUUGUUGGUGUUGUCAGACAGACAGACAGGCGGCAGACAGACAGACAGACAGACAGGCAGGAGAAAACGUGGACGCCGUGCUUCACUUACUUUUCACCCCGUGUUUAAUUUGACAGUUUGACAAAAACAGACGUUAAAAACACAAACCGGCUGCGUAAAGACAGAGAAAAUGACGGAGCAGUCCUCGUUGUUGCUACGUAAACAAUUAGCAGAGCUCAACAAGAACCCAGUGGAAGGCUUUUCUGCGGGUCUCGUGGAUGACGAUGACAUCUAUCAAUGGGAAGUGGUCGUCAUCGGGCCUCAGGACACAUUAUUUGAAGGAGGUUUCUUCAAAGCGACUUUAACCUUCCCCCGUGACUAUCCUUUGAGGCCUCCCAAGAUGAAGUUCAUCACAGAACUCUGGCAUCCGAAUGUGGCCAAAAAUGGCGACGUCUGCAUCUCCAUCCUGCACGAACCUGGCGAGGACAAAUACGGCUACGAGAAGCCUGAGGAGCGCUGGCUGCCAAUCCACACAGUAGAGACCAUCAUGAUCAGUGUUAUCUCCAUGUUGGCAGACCCCAACGGAGACUCUCCUGCCAAUGUGGAUGCAGCUAAAGAGUGGCGCGAGGAUCCUACAGGAAUCUUUAAGAAGAAGGUGGCACGCUGUGUGCGGAGGAGUCAAGAGAUGGCCUUUGACUAAGGCGUCACUCCAGUUAUUAACACAGUUGGAACUGCACAAGGGGAUUUGACAACUGGUUGCUCUUAAGUGGGCUAGAAGACCCCCGGGACACAACUUUAUCAACAUGAACCAGCCACCCAAAGAAGAAAAAAGACUCAGACAAAGAUGUAUAAACCCAUAUCUCUCUGCUAAUUUGUGUCUCGCAGUUUGAGAGUUGUUGAUAUUUAUGAAUAUUGCUGAACGGCAGUGGCACUCAUGCUGCCAAGAGUUCCAUUUUGCUCUCUUGAUUUUUUUCACCAUCAGUUGCACCAGAUUUACAAUGAUGGACGAUUGGGCAGACGAUUCCUGGUUCAGCUUCAGCACUUCACUCACAGGAAAGACAAAUUACACAGACUAAAACUUUCUGUUAUGUACAUACUCAUCAGAUUUUAGGAGAAACAAUCCCCACUUAUAAUUGCCCCCCGUUUUCUAAAGUUAGUUUACAUUUACAUAUUUACCUAUUUAUUUAGAGUGAGAUUAUAUUAAAAUGCAUAUUGUCUGUUAUGGAGGUUUUUUAUUUUUAUUUUCAAUCUGCCACACUGAGCCAACCAGUGCACAGUAAUUUCAUCAGUUAUGCAAUUUCGGAGAAAGAGAUGGAAAUAGA